Molecule: messenger RNA, 2394 nt
Organism: Portunus trituberculatus (swimming crab)
Lineage: Eukaryota; Metazoa; Arthropoda; Malacostraca; Decapoda; Portunidae
Product: putative N-acetylated-alpha-linked acidic dipeptidase
Exons: 16
Coding region: 126-2306 (726 amino acids)
Molecular function (GO): carboxypeptidase activity
Source: RefSeq, a predicted model, not a curated record
GUCAUCAGGUGCUAGUCACUCAAGUGCUGAUCAGCAGAGUGUGUAUGUGAGUGUGUGUGUGUGUAGCUGAUGUUCCCAUGUGAUCCAUUAGUACCACCUCAGUUGACUUCCUGCGUUGGACAACAAUGAGGUCAUCUCUUCUUGUGACUAUUGUUGUUGCUGUUUUAGUGACACUGGCUGUCCUUGUCAUCACUUUAGUGGUGACGCUGAGUGAUCCAGAGCCGCCCUCAGGCCAUGCCUACUACAGGCAACACAUCAUCGACAACAUCAACACAAAUAACAUUAAUGCCAGCUUACGAUUCUUCACCCUCGAGCCACAUCCUGCCGGCUCCCCUGUUGAUGAGCACCUGGCCCAGUACAUCCACACCACCUGGGGCAUGCAUGGCCUCAAGACUCACCUGAUUAAGUAUGAGCUCUUCCUUGCCACUGCUAAUGCUGACAUGCCAAAUAAGGUGAUCUUGAAUGGUACAGAUGGAGAGGUCUUUGAGUCCUCACCAGUCCAGCCUGCCGUGGAUGUCCCGUCAGCCGGUCAGCAAGAGAUCUACUCCUUCAACAGCUUCUGUGGUGUGGGGGUUGCUCAGAGUUCAUCAGUCGUCUAUGCCAACUAUGGCAGGGACAAGGAUUUUCACUUCCUUAGCGAAAAUAACGUUACGGUCAACAACUCCAUUGUCUUCAUACGCUACGGCAAGCUCUUCAGGGGAGAUAAGGUGAGGUUUGCUGAGUCCAGAGGUGCAGCAGCUGUUGUUCUGUACACUGACCCUGCUGAUGCUGCACCACUGGGACCCCUGGACACCUAUCCCUCCACUGUGUUUGCCCCACCUGGUGCCACACAGCUGGGCUCCCUCAAGCUCCAGGGGGACCUCCUCACACCAGGCUACCCUGCUGUAGAAUCAGCCUUUCGUCUGCCGGAGUCAGAAGCAGACCUGUUCUCCAUCCCUGUCCAGCCGAUGGGUUACGGCGAUGCUUGGCACUUCCUCAGCCUUCUGGAGGGGAAGGAAGCUCCACCUACAUGGCAGGGCGACCUGAACCUCACCUACCACCUGGGGCCACAGCUGGCUGGUGGGGCACAGGUGACGGUGGUGGUGAAUGACCAGCACCACCGCAAGACUGUGUACAACGUGCUUGGCAUCAUUGAGGGCCAAGAGGAGCCAGACCGCUACGUUGUGGUGGGGAACCAUUAUGACGCGUGGACCUACGGAGGCGUGGACCCUUCAUCUGCCACGGCGGUUGUGAUGGAGCUGGUGCGGGUGUUUGGUGAGAUGCACUCCAGCGGGUGGCGGCCAAGGAGGACGCUGGUGUUCUGUAGCUGGGCGGCGGAAGAGUAUGGUGUGAUGGGAUCCACUGAGUUUGCCGAGCAGUUUUCCACAAUUCUGAAGGACCGUGGUGUGGUGUACCUCAACAUGGACAUGGUGAUGGAUGGCAACUACUCCUUUGGGGCCAUGGCAGUACCGAUGCUGCACGACGUCAUCUUUGAAAUGGCCAAGUUGGUGCCAAACCCUGACCCAGAUGAGGUGGCCGAGGGCAGGGACAGCCUCUAUGACACCUGGCUGCAUCGUUACCCUUCCCAGUCCUCAGGUGACUCUGCUCCUCUCCCCACUGUGGCUCCUCUUGGCACUGGCAGUGACUUCCGAGCCUUCUUGUUUAACUUAGGGAUUCCCAGCAUGGACCUUGUCUUCACCUCAGCGCCGGGGGAACCAGGUCUGCCUCUGUACCACACUGCAUACGAGACUUACUUCCUCACCACCAGCCUGAUGGACCAAGGCCUGCUGUACCACCAAGCCUUGGCCAGGAUGCUUGGUCUGCUGGCUCAUGAGUUCUCCACACAGCCCAUUCUCCCUUACAAUGUGGCCACGUACACCAACUUCAUCAGUGCCUCAUGGGGGGAACUCUGCCUCUCCCACGGACCUCAGCUUGCACACUUUAAUGUCAGCACAGAAGCACUGGAAGCUGCCCUGGAGGAGCUGGUGUCUGCAGGGAAGGCCUUCCAGGAGAGGCGCUCCUACUUCACUAAUGCUGAUGAGCUGACCGCCCGGCGUUACAACGAUGCCAUGCUGCUGCUGGACAAAGCUCUCUUGGCGCCCCUCGGACUGCCCGGCCGGCCUCUGCUCAACCACAUACUCCUGGCGCCAAGUUCCCUCAAUGGCUACAUAUGGGACACCUUCCCUGGGGUUCGUGACCUCCUGAGGGCCGGCCAGCAGGGUGACAGUGAGGACACCACUACCAGCCGCCUCCUGGCAGAACACGUGGCGGCCCUUACCCACCACCUCACUCUGGCGGCACGCACCCUCGCCCCCUCCCCAUGGUGAACAGAGAGAGAGAGAGAGAGAGAGAGAGAGAGAGAGAGAGUCUGGGUGUUUCUUGCGUCUGUAACUAUAGAAAAUAAAUAAAAAAAAA